Messenger RNA from Plectropomus leopardus (leopard coralgrouper), 1755 nucleotides. It is a transcript of the gene sh3bp5lb, whose product is annotated as SH3-binding domain protein 5-like, b. Gene Ontology annotation, cellular component: cytoplasm. Gene Ontology annotation, biological process: intracellular signal transduction. Gene Ontology annotation, molecular function: protein kinase inhibitor activity. The record is from RefSeq and is a predicted model, not a curated record. Lineage: Eukaryota; Metazoa; Chordata; Actinopteri; Perciformes; Serranidae.
GCAGCAGCCUGAAUGAGUGAAGCAGCCUGGCUACUCUGAGGCUAGCAUUAGCCACACUGUAGUGUCAGUACUGCAGGCACAGCAGGACACUUUAACACUUUAACUAUUUACACUUUCCCAGCAGCAGCUUUUCACCGUCGUCCCGUUAACGGCAACACCCUGUUGUUCUGAGAGGCUGAUAGAAACGGCAGCAGGGCGACAGGCCGCAGAUGGAGCCGGGCACGUCGCGUGAAAUUCCGAGCGCCGCGCGGUUCCCUACUCCGGCCGGUGAGCGAGAGGAGACCCCGGGGGAGGAAGCGAGAGGCGGAGAGGGGAGCACCGGGAUGCUGAGGCGGAGAGGAGCGGACGAAGACACCGCCGAGGAGGAGAAGGCUCAGUGUGAGGAUGAACAGGAGGACCGGAUGAAAACCGGAGAAGAGGAGGAUGCUAUCGACAAACACGAGGAGGAACUGGACCCAAGAAUUCAGGAGGAGCUGGAGCAGCUCAACCAGGCCAGCGAUGAGAUCAACAAGCUGGAGCUGCAGCUGGAUGACGCCAGGUCCAGCUACAGAAGGAUCCUCACUGACUCUGCCAGGAAGCUCAACGCUCAGGGCUCCCAGCUUGGUGCCUGCAUUGAGAAGGCAAGACCUUACUAUGAAGCCCGCAGGCUCGCCAAAGAGGCUCAACAGGAGACCCAGAAGGCAGCUCUGAGGUAUGAGCGAGCCGUGUCUAUGCACACUGCUGCCAGAGAGAUGGUGUAUGUCGCAGAGCAGGGCCUCCUGGCUGACAGGAACACCAUGGACCCAACCUGGCAGGAGAUGCUGAACCACGCUACUGCUAAGGUGAACGAGGCGGAGGAAGAGCGCCUCCGCAGUGAGCGGGAGCACCAGCGCGUCACUCAGCUCUGCCAGGAAGCUGAGGCUCGAGUCCAGACCCUCCAGAAAGCCCUGAAGAAGGUCAUCCUCAAAUCCAAACCUUAUUUUGAACUUAAGGCUCAAUUCAAUCACAUUCUGGAGGAACAUAAAGCUAGAGUGGUCCAGCUGGAGGAGCGGGUGGCCAAAGUAAAAACCCGUUACUCUGUGGCCCUGCGGAACCUGGAGCAGAUCAGUGAGCAGAUCCACGCACAGAGGGGGCAGAUCAGAGCCAGCAGGGGGCAUCCUGCAGUCUGCGGGGGGCGGAGCUCCCCUGUAGGCGCUGAAGCUGAGGUCAGAGCCGCUACAGGGUUUCGCAUCGGCAGCACUUGUGUGGGAGUUAGCGGAAUAGAGAGCAACUGGGUGGACGGCGAGAAAACCAGGCUGUGGGUAGAGAGGCACAGAGAGAGCGGCUGGGGCCAGAGGGAGCGGCAGGAGGAGGAGCAGGCUGGCUCUGACUGCAUGUCAGUCAUCAGCCUGCAGACCAUCGCUUCUGACCUGGAAAAGUGUGACUCAGUGGAGCACCUGGGGGACCUGAGCGACGCCGGGAGCAUGCUGGGUGAGGAGUGGGAGCGCGGCAGGAAGCCUAAUGAGAGGCCAGUCAGCACGGAGGUCGGAGCUGAGGGGCCCCAGCUGGAGAGGGCCCAGCAGGAGAAGGAAGCGGUCAGUAAAGAGAAGCAGGAGAGCUUCAUUAAGCAGCACCACCGAAGUGUUAGUCUAUGAUGGUGAGUAGGAGGCGGAGAAUGAUGAGUGAUGAGCAGGGAGGAACAUGGCGAGCCGACGAGGAGGGAUCAGAGAGGAAAUUAGAGGGGAAAGAAAAACACGCAGACUGAGAGGUGGCAGAAGAGCUGGCAGGAAUGUAAAA